Molecule: messenger RNA, 7962 nt
Organism: Schistosoma haematobium
Lineage: Eukaryota; Metazoa; Platyhelminthes; Trematoda; Strigeidida; Schistosomatidae
Product: cd9 antigen, variant 2
Exons: 8
Coding region: 781-1392 (203 amino acids)
Cellular component (GO): membrane
Source: RefSeq, a predicted model, not a curated record
GAUGAAUGUAGCUUCGUAUGUUGUUUAUUGUCGCAAUUGUUUCUGAUGCAAUAGAGCUAUAGAUUUUAUACUGGAAAAUAGAUCAAAUAAUCCUCCAUUUGAAUUUAAUUGAACCAAUCAAGUUAAAAUGGAUAUUUUAGCAGUACAUAGAUGAAAUGUUUUAAAUCUCUCCAGUCAGAAAAUGAGGGACAAAGAAUCAAUAUAAUUUUUUUCAGUUGUGUUUGUUUAUCUAUUACAAAGUAUUUGUAUUUGCUUGUCUUGAGUGUGUGUCCGUUUGGUUGGUCAAUUUAUGCAUUAAAAAAAAAUCUUGUAGUAAUUUUAAUUUUUGUCACAAUGGGAGACUAUCUAUGAUGUUAGUAUCUAUUGUGCUACACACACUUUGUGCUUAUACCUUAAAUAUACUAAUGACAACAAACACGGACAUAUGGUCUACAUUUACACACCCGUACACACCUUUAUAGGUGUAUGUAGGAGCAAUAUGUCAAUAGAUUACAACAUUAAUUGUACAACACAUAACUAAAUACUUGUAUUUGACGAAUGUAUUUUAGCUCGUUGAAAUAAAACUUCCCGUUACUACUUGGUGUUCAUUUUUCAAUUGGAUUAUAAACUUUGAAUAUAAAUCUCUCUUCAUUUCACAUAUCAUUCAUAUGCAAAAAUUUAUUGUGAUGCGUUUCUAAUAAAUUAUUAUUAAACUAGACAUUUAACACUGAAAAUAAGUAACAAUCUACUCAUUCAUUUUCUUGUUAAAAAUCAUAAACAAAAUUCAAGCGAAAAGAAACAAUGACGAAAAUAACCUUUACUUCGUGUUUUAAAUGCCUCAAAUAUUCCAUGUUUGUAUUUUGUUUGAUAGCAUGGGUUCUUGGUUUAAUCACAUUUAUUGUUGGUAUUGUGGCUCGUGUAAAUGGUAGCUUUGGAAUUUUAGAUGCACAUAUACCAGCUGUUCAUGCAGGUGCUAACUUACUUAUUGCUGUCGGGUUUUUCAUUAUGAUAAUGGGUUUCUUUGGUUGUUGUGGUGCCAUUCGUGAAAGUCAAUGUUUACUGUUUUUAUUCUUUGCAUUUGUAUUCUUUUGCUUCACUCUGUUAAUGGCAGCUGGUUUAUGGGCUGUUGCAUGGUCGUCUAAAGUGAAUCAUUACAUGUAUCGUUAUUUAGAAGAACAAGUGACUCGAUAUCGUGAAACGGAACCAGAAAAUGAAAGUACAAAAUUAAUGGAUUUUAUACAAAAGAAAAUGUUAAUCCAAUUUUUGUGGUACAUAAAAACAUCAAUGUUCUGGAUGGGAGCUUAUGUGGCAAGCCCAUUUGACUAUUGUAUCAUUUAUCUAGUCAUUGUAACUCAGACUCAAUUCACUAUGUUAAUUUCGGUGUGUAUGAUCGAAAGUAUGUCUGUACAUUAACUCUUAAGCUAUUUUCCUAUUGGUUUCAAUGUGCAGAUAAUCGAUAAUCUAUCCACACCCGAUUAACUCUCAAAUAUAUAUGGAUUUUUAACAGACUCACACACUCUCUCUCUCUCUCUGUUUCAUCGUGUGGUUGCUCACCGUACGCUUGUGGAUUAUUAUUAUUCAUUAACAAUAAACUAUCUCUAUAACUGGUGUUCAGGCUUUUUAAUAAUCUCGAGUAAAUUCGCAAUUCUACUAGGAGAUUAAGCCUACCUAAAAUACUCAGUUACGGGAUAUUAUUAUUUGGAGUCAGAUAUUGAGGACAUUAUGCUCAACAUACUCUUUAAAUAACAUCUCCAAACCGUAAUCUCCCCGAUUACUGCUUAUACUCUUAUUACCUCUACGUCUACGGGAUUUGAAUCGACAACUGCAUCUCUGUGCUAAUGUGGUGUGGCAACUCGAACUGAUGUACGUACGUACGAAGUUCUACGUUGUUACUGACUGACUGACUGACUGAGUUGGCAUUGGUCAGCAAAACAAUAUUUACAGUCUCUUCGGAAUAUUGGAAUACGUGUCAGGUAAUAUCAAUCAAGCAAUGCCUGACUUCCUGUAGAAAUAAAACAUCUACAGUGUUGAGGGAACCAAUGUUGAUCCGAACUAUGGAAUAAAUAAUCAUGUAAUUGGUUACUACUCAGUAGCUGAACAGUCCACAUUUUCGGUGGCCCCUAACUGAAAAAACUACACCUCUCAGCAGUCAGUUAAUAAUCAUCAGUAUAAAAAUUUUCACAGAUUGAACUCAUGAGUCAGUUGAAGCUAGACCACCGUUGAAAACCUGGAAGCACUGGACGGCCGUUUCGUCCUAGUAUGGGACUCCUCAGCAGUGCGCAUCCACGACCCGGGGCUCGAACCCAGGACCUACUGGCUUCGCGCGCGAGCACUUAACCAUUAGACCACUGAGCCGGCAUCCAACGGUGUUAAUGUCUAACUUCAACCAAUCCACGAAGUUGCGCUACCGUACACCAUUGUCUUCAGUGAGUUCCUAUCUCACAACAGACCUGGUUGAACUCCACUGGUAACGACUUCUCACUAGAACUCCAGAAGUGUCUCCUGAAGUCAGUCACUAGUGAGCAGGUGAUUAUUAUUAUCAGAAUGUGUUUUGUGGAGAUUUUUAGAAAUUUUCACAGAUUGAACUCAUGAGUCAGUUGAAGCUAGAGUUCAACUGUGAGUUCAAUCUAUGAAAUUUUCUAAAAAUCUCCACAAAACACAUCAGUAUAGAGGAAAUUUCUUCGGGCGGCGUGAAUACCUCAGUGAGAUUACAGGCAUACCUUGCUGACGAGUGACAACUAUCAAGAAACCAAGUUCAAGCAAUAUUUCCUGUCGACUACCUCCAACCACCACCUUAAAGUUGUAAACUGUCUACUAAACUAAUUUGGUCAGAUAAUAUAACUACAUUUUUAACCCAGCGAUUCAUUGUUGCAAAUAGUCUAGUUUUAUGUGCUAGUCCCUGUCUUAUCAAUAAUACUACUAUUGGCCGGUUCUGAAUCCAGCUACUGAAGAGACAUCACUCUCUCUAAUGUCGGAACAGGCCUUUGUAUUAACAUUGAACAAGUAUGGACUUUAGAUGAAGUAAGGUGUAUACACAAACAUUCAUUAAAAAGGGUCAUUGACGUUUUCCAUAAAUAAAUUUAGGGAUCCAGUGGUAAUCUGUAAGUCGAAUAAAAUAAUAAGGAGAUAAUUUAAUGCGUCGAUUAAUAUACCUGUCGAAUGAUUAUAGUUUCGUGAUCGCUGCGUAGAUUUUAUCCUGUUUUCCAUAGUGAAGUUCAGUCUUAUGUUGAUUACUUCCCAAUGAUUCUUUAGUUAACAUUAGAUUAUAAGAUACAAAAACGGUUUCAACUAGGUUAGUUCAAGAUGUCAUUGGAUUUCUUGGAUAAAAGUGUUAAUUUUGACUAGUAUUUUGAGUAAGCUGAGACAUUGCGAAAGAAAUGAAGAUGAUGUAACAGCCCUAGGAAUAAUGUAUAUAUAUAUAUAUAUUAUUAUUAUUAACUAGAGCACUACUUAUGUCUUAUCCAGUUGUAGCCUAAUCAUUCGUCGGAUAAUGUUAAGAUGAGACGAAUACGUGCGGUUAACAAACUUUAGAAGCUUAGUUUUUUUAAGAGUAGGUUAGUGUUUAUAUUGUUAAUGUACACUUUUUAGGCAUUUAGUUUAUGGGAUUUCUACAGUCUCCUAAUUGUAUACAUCCAUUUGACUUUUAACUGUCGUUACAUCGUUUCCUUUUCCAAAAUCAUUGUAAUUUAAUUAAAAACCUGUAAUUCACAUUUGUUCUAGUUAGGUAUGCAUCUUGAUUUCUUGAUUAUGUUGUGUUUUGGUCCCACAAUUUAUGUAUAUCAUACAUUUUAUUAAGCUAAUAUAUAAAGGGGGCACAAUGGCUAUUUAUUUUUCGUGUCCUGGUUGGGGCUUUGGGACCUAGAAAUUCUGGACAGUUUGAUAAGCAUUAGCAUAUCAGAUCACUGAGUCAGAAGGCAUCAGUGUUAUUUAUUCAAACAUAGCUGACCAGGGUUAUAUCAAAUAAGGUUUACUGUCUUUCCGUGUUCACCUCCAUUUUUAUUUUUCUCAUAAUCUAAUAAGUUGUGUAUCCUGUAACAAGUUUUAAGUCCAGUUUCUGGUUCGUAACAUAAAUAGGCAAUAUUCAAUGUCGUCAUACAUAAACAAUGUGAAAAUCUAGCUUUUCAAAACAUUUUCUGUCUUUAAAUUUAAAGCGGUUAGAAAUUUCAAUUGUAAGAUAAAAGGCUAUUUUACUGGAUUAUCGAUGACAAUUCGUAGUGGAAUCGAUUGCGCACGUUUCGCUCUAUGUAGGACUCAUCGGUUACAUGAAUUGUCAUCUCACUUUUGUUAAAUUACACCAAGGCAAGUUCUUUUGGUUAAUGGAUAAAUAAUAUUUGUCCACUUUACUGAUAAUUAUUAUACAGACGGAGUGAUCAAUGACUGUAUGUGAUUGCACGGUCGACGGGUUAUCUAGAAAACUUAGUUACAAAAGUACGGAUAAUAUUGAUUCAUAUUUAUAAAAAUAUCAUGUGUCCUAGAUACAGAUUAGUUACACAUAAGAAUAUGUGAACAAGUUGUUGCCUAUCUCAUUUACUACUCCCAUGUAGAUAGUUAUUUUUUAUGCAAAAUACGAUUUUAUUGCUUAGUAUUAAACCUGGAUUUUAAUGAUUUUAUUAUCUGUCAAAUAUAAUUUCCAUGUUACACUUUUAAGACAGCAUGCAGGAAUCUUAGUGAAUUUAUUUAUUGAUAAAAUCACUUUGGCUUACCAUUAUGAAAUAUAUAUCUAUUUGGGAUUUGCUAUAAUUAGUUAUGAUCACGUGAUCACAACGAAACUUGAUUAAAUGUUUAAUAAAGAUCAUACCGCAUUAAUGAUCUAGAUUUUGUUGUAGUAACAAUUGCAGCCUGAGUGGGAGAAGAACAAGACGGUUGUCUAGUUUGGUUUUAAAAUGCAGUCAUUUUAUAAUAUCACAGAUAAUGGUAUGCUCAAGGCUAUUGGGAACACAAUUAGCUGGUAAAAUAAAAUAUUAUUCAGCCAAUCAAAAUCAACUGUUCAACGCGAUUAACAAUAAAAUCAAUACUGUUCAAAUGACUAGGUAGGGGUAUCAUAUAAGUUGAUUUUUACUCUAAGUGAAUAAUAGUGAGUCAUUUAUCUUGAAUAUCCAGCAUGUAUCCGAGUUAUUGAAAUGUUAUGGAAUCUGAUUGACCUAAAAUUUGAAUGUUUUGACGACAUAUCGUUGGACCAGAUAUCAGUUAUUUUAUUACUAUUGUUUUUUAUGCUUGACUUAAAUGUAUAUUGCCAAUGUAUUUGAAAGUGUUAGAGAAAUCGUGUCCAAACUGCAGCUCAAGCGAAAGUUAUUUCAUUCUAUGCUAAUUUAGGAAACAUGACAAUGGUGGACUAAUACAUUUACUAUGUACCGUUAUUUAGUCACUAGUUUCUGGAUGGAAAUAUUGGAAUGAAAUGAAAGUGUAUUGAAACAGAUCAUAAUUAAAUGACUAGUUAACUGAAUUAGUGUAUUUAUUAUCACGCCUACUGGUACAUACCUCAAAUGAUGAUUGAAGUCAUCAAAAGAUCAAAUCCCGACGGUAUUUAAAUCUGUCAAGUUUAUAAUAAAUUUAUCAGCCAACAUCAUGUGAGUAAGAGUAUCUUAAUAAAUGAUGAAAAAACUGAAAAUCUAAGCCAUCAAAAAAAUAUCAAUGCAAGUUUCUUUCAUUUCUGAAUAUCUCAUAGUUUUCCUUGCAAAAUAAUACAAAGUAUCUCAUAAAUGUUGAUUACAACAAUGAUAAGUACAAAUUUUAAUCUGUUCUCUUGGUAAAAACGCUUGGUUUAUUUCCUUCUUUCUGUAACUCAGAUCAAAUUGACCUAUUUAACUCGUAGGUGAAAGUUACUUAGAAGAACUAAACAAUUUUGAAUAAAUCGACGGUUUGAUUUCUUGUUCAUAAUCACAUUCUUGCCAAAAAUUUAACAAAGAAAAGAAAUAUGUUUCCAGAUUUAAUUUAUCAAAUAGAUUUGUUAACUAUGUGAAUAACUUUCAAUCAGCCAGCUACAACUUAUGUCCAGGCACAUAUAUACAUCAGUACAAGUUACCACACCUCAUUAGCACAACAAGAUGAACACCGAACCCGUAGAAGUAGUUACUUCAAUGGUGGUAAUAUACAAAAGAAAGAUUGCAUUUCUUAACAUAAUAUUUUAACUUCAUUUACCUACAAAAUAAAGACAAUUUGUCCGUUGAGUUAUAAACUCACUAGCAGAUAACCCUCAGCUGGCUCUCUCAAUUCACUCAUCAAAUAUUGAUAUCAAGUUUAUUCUUUUCUUUGAAUAUAAAAUGUAAAUUAUUAUUAAUGUUUUACUGUUUGUUCUCGGUUUUUGUUUUGUUUCUUAGUUCGGUUGUUGCGGUGUUACUUCAGCAGCUGAUUAUGGCACAAGAUCCCCACCUAAAAGUUGUACAGUAACAAAAUCUAUCCAGUCAUAUUCUAGGGGUUGUCACGAAGUACUCGUGGAGGCAUGCAGAUCUAAUUUAUCUGUAAUAUGUGGAAUCGGGAUUAGUUUCGCUUUGAUUCUUAUAUCUGGGAUGGUGUUCUCUAUGAUGUUGUGUUGUGCUAUUCGUGAACUCAGUUGAGCCAUCAUCAUAAGAUGGAAAGUCGAAGAGACAAGUGACAGCUUUGUUAUGAUCACUAGAUAUAUGUUAAUUUAACUAUAUACAGAUUUAUAUUCACCAGAUCAUAGCUAUUACUAUCAAUAUGGAUGUUUUAUUGCUGUUUUUCAAGGUAAAAAAAACAAGAUACUGACAAAAGAAUUGGGUUCAUUACCUUCAAACUAUUCAUUUAGAUUUUUUUAUUUGUAUCUUAUUGCUUUUAUCAUUGUCCUAUAAAAAGAGCUUUAGCUAUAUUUAUCUGUUUAUCGAACGUGAUGUCUGUUAAUCAAUUGCAAUGCUAUGUCUAUUUAUAUAUCCACCAUAUAUCUAUGUUUAUUUAUCUGUUUCUAUCUAUUCAUCAACCCUGAAUAAUUAUUGCAUUUUAAUUUAUAUUUUCGGUUGGAAUGUGCAUUCUUUUGUGAUUGAAUAUUAUAGUACUUCUUAUCAUAUACCAAAUGUAUAUUAACAGGUUCAAUAACAUUUCUGUGAAUCAAUUCUAAGUAAAUCGUGUUUGAUGCUGGGAACUUCAUGUAAACGAAAAUCCAGCUGUUAGUAUGUCAUUAAUUAUUAUAUGACUGUGAAAUAAGAUAUUUUAGAACAUUCUUAGACUUUUUCACUUAAGCAGGAUUUAACCAUACUAUACUGUUCAAUGAAUCACUGUCUAGAAAGUGAAUUUAACGAAAACUGAAAAAAUAGUGAUAUGAAUAUUUCAUCUAAUAAGUAACACUAUAAAAUAAGCUAUGAAGCAUGGGAUUUAAACCAAACACCCUCUAAUAGCACCAUUCAGUGUAAAUAUUGAAACGUAAGGUUCUCCUUGUUCUUGUUCGAAAUAUAUUCGAUACGUUAAAGAACCGUUUUAUUUUUCAUUUACUAAAAGUGAGCUCUAGAAUAGGUCAAUAUUUUAUUGAGAUAUUGAAUGAUGAAUACUCUUUACGUCUAAGUGAUCACAGAGUAGUGACCACCAGUGUCAUGUUUGCCUGACUCUAGUGCUAAUCAAAUCCUAUCUAUCAAGUUGCACUACGGUCAUUGGUCUAAGUAACUCAGCAUUGCGCGUACUGUGGCUGAGUUCGAUUCCCACAAGAAGCAUCAUUUCAUACAGGAUUACAGGUACGUUUGAUUGGAAAAUCUUAACUAGCACGAAACUAAGGUCUAGGGUUCUCUUCCAACUACAUUCAACAACCAUCUAUUAGACAAACGAUCUUGUAGUAUACCGAGAAAUAGACUGAAUCAUACUGAGAAGGAUGAGUUUUUGCUCCAACAUCUUCAUCUUAAGAUAGAGGAACUCAUUUUAAACCUAAUACAGUUUAUGUCAAGACAGUGUACUCACCAAAGCUCCAACACUGUUUUGCCAGAGAUUCUUACUUAGAUCUAUCAAUCGGCUUAAUAGCUGAUUUCAAGGUUAUCUUUAGCUCCG